UUUAAACAGAACCUGCAAUCUAUUUCUCUCUCUAAAACGAUCUUCGCUUCUCUCUACAUCAUCUCCCCCAAUGAGGGGAACUGAACCAGGGUGCAUCUACGCCAUUAUACCUCACUCCACCAGAUGACGAUGACACCCCUUUCCGUCGCCGUCGCAGCAGUCGUCACCGUUGUCAUCGCUGCGGUUUCUUCUCCGGCGCUGGUUCAUGGGCUGGGCUCGGGCUCCACUCUCGCCGUCAGCUACGGCUCGGGGGCGGUCUGCGGCGUCGUGGCCGGGGAGCGGUACCAGAGAAUCGAGUGUUACCGGGGCGGCGAAACCAUCUCCAUCGAGCCCAACAUUUCCUCCUUCUCGUCCAUCUCCGGCGGCCGGGACUUCUUCUGCGGCCUGAGGUCCGGGGGUUUCGCCCUGUUCUGCUGGAACACUAGCUUCGUGGCGAAAAGAAUUUACUUCAAUUACACAGUUCUGCUGGAGAAUCUCGCAGUGGGUGACGAUCAGGUGUGCGCGACGGUAAACGGUACCGGAGUUGUGAAGUGCUGGAGAGGUGAAAACUCGAGUUCCCUGUCUGAGUCCAGUCAAUUUUCUUCAAUUUCAUCUGGGUUAGGAUUUUCCUGCGGUAUUUUGGUUAAUAAUGGAACCGUUCAAUGUUGGGGAAGUAACACAAUUGCGAAUCAAAUUCAACAAGAGUUUGGAAAUACUCCGAUGUUGAGUAUUAUGGCGGGCGGUUCACACGUUUGUGGAUUGAACACAACUGGGUAUUUGUUGUGUGAAGGGAGUAACGAUUCAGGGCAGUUGAAUGUUCCUUCUGGUUCAGCUUAUGAGUUUUCGAAUCUGUCGCUUGGAGAGAAUCAUAGUUGUGCCAUUCGGCAAUCUAAUGGAUCAGUUGUGUGUUGGGGUGGUGGAGGAGAGUUCUCAACCAAUGCAACUAAUGGUAUUUCUUUUGAAUCCAUUGUUUCUGGAUUGAAUUUUACUUGUGGAUUGAUAACAACUAAUUAUUCAAUAAUUUGUUGGGGUCCUGGGUGGCCUAGUAGCUCUGUUUCUGGGCUUGGAUUGAGCCCUCUGCCUUUGUCCAUCAUUCUUCCAGGACCCUGCGUUCAGUCUUCUUCUUGUGAGUGUGUCUAUCCUGGGUCUCAAUACCUCUGUUACGGUUCUGAGGUUGUUUGCAAGCCUUGUAGAGUUUUGGUACCAGGGUCGCCGGUGCCAUUAUCACCGGUGUCACCGCCGUCAGUUUCUCCACCACCGUCGUCUCCGUCCAGGGCUUUAUCAAGGGGUUUAUUAGCUUUUGCCAUUGUCGGAUCAGUCGGGGCCUUUUCGGGCAUUUGCACCAUAAUUUACUGCUUGUGGACUGGAGUUUGUUGUGGGCACAAGAAAAUCCACAACUCUGUGCAGCCAACAAUUGCUCGAGGCAAUUCUAAUGGUGGUGCAAACUCAAAUAGUAGCCCCCCUUCAAGAUCUUUGACCAUAAGGCGCCAGAGCUCGCGGGCAAUGAGGCGUCAGAGGAGUGGGACUUCAUCAAAACACACAGACAGGGCAGAGGAGUUUGCUCUCUCAGAGCUUGCAGCAGCCACCGAUAAUUUCUCCCUGGAGAACAAGAUUGGAGCAGGCAGCUUUGGGGUUGUGUACAAGGGAAAAUUACCUGAUGGUCGUGAGGUUGCGAUCAAGAGAGGCGAGACUGGUCUAAAGACCAAGAAGUUUCAAGAGAAGGAGAGUGCAUUUGACUCUGAAUUGGCCUUCUUAUCGCGGCUUCACCACAAACACUUGGUCAGGCUUGUUGGGUUUUGCCAAGAAAUGGAUGAAAGGCUUUUGGUGUAUGAGUACAUGAAAAAUGGUGCGCUCUAUGAUCAUUUGCAUGACAAAAACAAUAUCGAAAAGAGUAGUAAUGUGUUGAAUUCAUGGAAGUUGAGGAUCAGAAUCUCAUUAGAUGCUGCAAGGGGGAUAGAAUACCUUCAUAACUAUGCAGUCCCGCCUAUAAUUCACAGAGACAUCAAGUCCUCCAACAUUCUGCUCGAUGCCAAUUGGACUGCUAGAGUGUCUGAUUUUGGGUUGUCACUGAUGGGGCCAGACUCCAGCCAUAGUUUCAGGCCGAUGAAGGCAGCUGGAACAGUUGGUUACAUUGAUCCUGAGUACUAUGGACUAAAUGUAUUAACAGCAAAGAGCGAUGUCUAUGGGCUUGGAGUUGUUUUGCUGGAGCUUUUGACAGGGAAGAGAGCGAUAUUCAAGGAUGGUGAAAAUGGGGGGACUCCCAUUAGUGUGGUGGACUUUGCAGUGCCGGCAAUUAUUGCCGGAGAACUGAUGAAGGUCUUGGAUCCGAGGGUUGGGCCACCGCAGACGAAUGAAGCGGAGGCGGUUGAGCUGGUGGCUUACACUGCAAUGCAUUGUGUGAACUUGGAGGGGAAGGAAAGGCCAACCAUGGCUGACAUUGUAGCUAAUUUGGAACGUGCAUUGGCUCUCUGUGAAGACAGCCAUGGCAGCAUCUCUAGUGGUACAAUUUCCAUUGUUUCAGAUUGAAAUUCCUGAAGAAAGAAACCAACCAAAAAAAAAAAAAGAAAAAAAGAAAAAAAGAAGAAGCUUUCUUUAUCCCAUUCUUAAUUCUUUUUCUUUUUGAUUGAGGGAUGAUUUUAGAUGGUUAUAGUAUUUUAGAUUGUAAAGUUUAGGGGAUUUGAUCUAACAUGAGCUGUAGUGUAGGGUUUUGUUAACACUCAGCCAGGUUGAGGAUUUACAUGAUUUAUUUUUCAAGAAGAAAUGGGUUAUUAACUUUUAUUCAUCUUUCAAGGUA
Molecule: messenger RNA, 2773 nt
Organism: Vitis riparia (riverbank grape)
Lineage: Eukaryota; Viridiplantae; Streptophyta; Magnoliopsida; Vitales; Vitaceae
Product: putative serine/threonine-protein kinase-like protein CCR3
Exons: 1
Coding region: 124-2505 (793 amino acids)
Biological process (GO): protein phosphorylation
Molecular function (GO): protein serine/threonine kinase activity; ATP binding
Source: RefSeq, a predicted model, not a curated record